AUGUCAUCAGACAAGGGCGUCAAAAACUACAAAGUACAAGCCUUCACGGUCAAGCGGGAACCAACUCGAACUCCAGCCGACCUUCACCUCACGCGGCCAAAGUUCGCUCCUUCCUCCGGCGGCUCCAGGUUCCGUUCACUCCCGUCCAGGUCCCCUUCACCCACGCGGCCGCCUCCGGGUUUCCACGUCCCAUCUUCCAUUCACCUUGAGAUCCUUCACCUCUUUCUGCAAGAGCGCAGCACACGUCGCGACAACGAAAUCUUCGCCCCGGAAGAACACCCUUCGUGUUUCCUUCCUUCCUUUUUGUCGCAGUCGUUGGCGACAGGCGAAAUGGCUGACGAAGAAGAGGGCCGCCCUCUGUUGGGCACUCGCGAUUACGGUGAUGGCGACUCCGGUGAUCACGAAACCAAUCAUCGUGAGAUGGAUUACGAGGAUCUCUGGUUCGACCCCGAGCUUUUCGCUCACGUGCAUUCUCAUACAGGCAAUCCAGUAGCGGGCCACUACGUAUGGGUCUGUGUCAAUGAUGAGCCUGUAGAACGCUGGAUUACUGCGCUAGGAAGGGACAACGCUGGGUAUGAGAUUCAAGCAGGCAAUGAUGUAAUCCGCUUCCAAUUUCGCUGCUUGGACGAUGAGAACAUGUUACGGCUCUUCACGUAUUGGGAAGAGAUCCUAAGAGAGCGCGCCAGCCAGGAUGCAGUCGCUGAACAAACCUCUGCCACCGAGAAUAUCGUCCCCGAGAACACCAUCCCCAGGAAUAUCAGCACCGACAGCACCAUCACCGACAACACCAUCACCGAGUGUACAACCGAAAACUCUUCUAUCGAGAAUCCCACCGAGGAGACCGACGAAGUAGCAACCACCGACAUGAACAAUGACGGCGAAGAUACUGCCAUCAAAGCACCCGGCGGGCGAAAUGCCCUUGAAGUGGUCAAACAUUUUUUCUUUCAGCCCCUUAGACUGCCUCCUAUGCCACGCGGCCUUGAUCUCACCCGACGUGCGGGUCGGAACCAGUUUAGUUUCUGGAUUUUGCACGUGGUUUUUUCGGUCAUUUACUGGGUGGUUAUGAAUUUGUACUCCAUCUACCACAUGCUUCUGUUUCUUCUAAUUAUCGCAGACGCGUUUGGCUGCGAAGGGGCCGGGCGGCUACUCAAGGAGCUCACCUUUGGAUGGCUGCCCAUAGCGUGGCUGGGCUGGGCUAGGAGUGACGAAGGCAAAGCCGCGGAGCAGGAAUACACUGCCGCUCAUGACAGAGUGAGGGCCGAGUACAACGAGCAGGUUAGACAACUUCGCCUUCAGCGAGAGGCGCGGAGGAUGGCGUGGACGGGUUAGUUUCCAGGGAAGGCAUGUGGAAACUGCAUGUCAGGAUACCUCGCGAGGGUUGAGUAUUUGGUCAGAUAAACGAGUGUUUAUUGAGGACGCAGCAGAUGGUACAAGAGAGCGCUUGACUACGGGACUGUUAUCUCGUUCUUUCUUUGUAUAGGUAUUAUUGUAUUAGUACCGCCUGCUCUUCAAGCGAUUCAUAAGUGUGAACGUUCUUACUUUACUCGCACAUCACUU
Messenger RNA from Neurospora tetraspora, 1557 nucleotides. RefSeq lists its product as uncharacterized. NCBI's taxonomy places the organism in Eukaryota, Fungi, Ascomycota, Sordariomycetes, Sordariales, Sordariaceae. Bases 1 to 1329 code for a protein of 442 amino acids. The record is from RefSeq and is a predicted model, not a curated record. The transcript has 4 exons.